Messenger RNA from Funneliformis geosporum, 1494 nucleotides. Lineage: Eukaryota; Fungi; Glomeromycota; Glomeromycetes; Glomerales; Glomeraceae. The record is from the annotation of a GenBank genome assembly.
AUGGUUCGUAUCAGCAACAAAGAAAUUCCGAGUAAUAAAAAUGUUCCGAUUGGUUUGACAAGUAUUUAUGGUAUUGGUCGAACUACUGCCGAACAAAUAGUUAAAAAUUGCGGUAUUAACUUUCAUACCAAGGUAAAAGAAUUAAAUGAAAAUCAAAUAAAAGAUAUUAGUCAAGAGAUUAAGAAAUAUACCGUAGAAGAAAAUUUAAAAGAACAAGUGUCAAAAAUCAUUGAUAACCAAAUUAAACUAGGAACUUAUCAUGGUCUCCGACGGGAAAGAAAAUUACCUAUUCGCGGUCAAAGAACUAGGCAUAAUGCUCGAACUGCCAAGGGACACAAACGACUAACCGUAGCCAAUAAAAAGAAAGCCCCUACUCCGAAUGUUAAAUUACAAGUCCGAGGAAUUGGCUCCGCUCGCAACCCCGUAAUUGAAAAAAUAUUAGAAGCAAAAUCUUUAAAAGUAGAAGAGAUAAUUGACGCCACUCCAAUUCCACAUGGCGGUUGUCGUCCUCAAAUAAUUAACAAAAAUAACCCUUACAGUUCUGCCUUUGUUUUUCACCAUUUAUUACCAAGCAUGGGAGUAACUCUCGGUAAUUCCUUGCGGCGUUUUCUUUUAGAUUACACUACUGGAAUAGCAAUUUGGGGAGUUGAAAUCUCAGACAAAAAUGGUUCUAUCCGAACUAAACUAGAAAGUUUGGAAGGGGUAGACAAAGUAACUCCUUAUUUGAUUAUGAAAUUGAAAGAGAUUAUUUUUGAAGAAAAAGAGUCCAAAAAAGAAAAUUUUAUUCUGGAAAUGGAUAUCGAAAAUAAAGAAAAAAAAGACCGAAUAAUUAGGGCAGGAGAUUUUCAAAAAAUUAAUGGGCUGGAAAUUAAAAAUCCGGAACUUGAAUUGGCAACCCUUAGUUAUCGCCAAGCAGACCAACAAAGAGAAGAAAUUAAAGUUGAGGAAGAAAACAUUAUCAUUUUAGACACUAAUUACUCACCGAUUAAGGGCGGACAAGUAAAUUUUCAAGUGGACCCAGUAAUUACUGAUUUAGACCAAAAAAAAGAAGAAAAGUUAAUCCUUACUUUUAAUACUAAUGGUUGUGUUAAACCAAAAAAAGUGCUUCAAGAAGCCCUUGAAGUGGCCUUAAACUCUUUUAGUCACAUUUCAAAACUAAUUGAUGAAAAGAAAAGAACCAAAGCUUCGAAAGUUUUAAAUAACUUAGUAGCCGAUACUAUUUUAUACGAAAAAAUAGAAACUAGUUUACCAAUGGCGAAAAGUUUAACUAAAUUGCUCGCAAAGUUGGUGGGAUAUGCCAAGCAAGAUACUUUACAUUCUCGCCGAAUGGCUUUGCGUUAUUUAGUGAAUAAAAAACAUUCCGGAGUAGUAAGUAAAUUAUUUACGGAGUUAAAAAACCGAUAUCAAAGUAGAGAAGGUGGUUAUAGUCGAAUUACUAAGUUAGAAUUAAGAAGAGGAGAUGCUACCUUAAUGGUUGUCUUUUCUUUGGUUUAG